This is a messenger RNA of Aspergillus saccharolyticus JOP 1030-1, 1407 nucleotides long. RefSeq names its product chitobiosyldiphosphodolichol beta-1,4 mannosyltransferase. The transcript is spliced from 3 exons. Gene Ontology annotation, cellular component: endoplasmic reticulum. Gene Ontology annotation, molecular function: mannosyltransferase activity. Lineage: Eukaryota; Fungi; Ascomycota; Eurotiomycetes; Eurotiales; Aspergillaceae. The record is from RefSeq and is a predicted model, not a curated record. Bases 1 to 1383 code for a protein of 460 amino acids.
AUGCUCGCAACCCUCCUCAACAUCGCCUUUUACGCAUCCACAGCACUCACGCUGGCAAUCAUACUCCUCUCUCCGUCACGGUAUACAGCUUCUUCGUCAGCACAACAAGAUGAGUCCGGCAAAUCGAAAGCCACUGUUCAGAUCCUCGUACUAGGGGACAUCGGUCGCAGCCCGCGCAUGCAGUAUCAUGCGCUCAGUGUCGCGAAAGGUGGAGGACAAGUGGACCUCAUCGGCUACCAUGAAUCGGAAGUCCACCCCGAGAUCGUCUCGCAUCCCCGGAUAUCCAUCGUCGCGCUUCCUCCGCACCCGAAUUGCCUCCAAACCAGCAACAAGCUGCUAUUCCUCCUUUUUGGGCCACUCAAAGUGCUAUUCCAGAUUGGUUGCCUCUGGUGGAUUCUCGCCUACCGGACAAAGCCAGCCCAAUGGCUCCUCGUCCAAAACCCCCCCUCCAUCCCCACCCUCGCCAUCAGCUCCCUCGUCUGCCUCCUCCGCAAAACCAACCUGCUAAUCGACUGGCACAACUUUGGCUACACGAUCCUGGCCCUUAAGCUGGGCGACACGCACCCGCUCGUGCGCCUCUCGCAGCGCUACGAAAAGUUCUUCGGCCGGUUCGCCACGGCGCACAUCUGCGUCACCAACGCCAUGGCCACCGUGCUUAAACGAGACUUUGGGCUCCAUGCCCCCGUUCUCCCCCUCCACGACCGACCGGCCGACCACUUCCAGCCUAUCCCUGACCAAUCCACCCGCAACGCCUUCCUCCUCUCCCUGCCCCAAACCGCCGAACCCUUGCGCGCCCUCGUGAAAACCAACCGCCUGCGCGUCCUCGUCAGCUCCACCUCCUGGACCGCCGACGAGGACUUCUCCGUCCUCAUCGACGCCCUAUGCCGAUACUCUGCACUAGCGGCACAAGAAGGCGACCUUCCCUCCGUCCUGGCGAUUAUUACCGGCAAGGGCCCCCAGAAGGAGAUGUAUCUCAUGCGCAUCAAGGAGCUGGAGGCCGCCGGGAAGCUGGAGAGGGUGACGAUCCGCACCGCGUGGUUGAGCAUGGAGGACUACGCGCGUCUGCUGGCGUCGGCGUCGCUGGGCGUCAGUCUGCAUACCAGUAGCAGUGGCGUGGAUCUGCCGAUGAAGGUUGUGGAUAUGUUCGGAGCUGGGCUGCCGGUGGUUGGCUGGAACCGGUUCGAGGCGUGGCCGGAGCUGGUGACGGAGGGGGUCAAUGGACGGGGGUUUGGGAGCGCGGAGGAGCUGCUGGGCCAUUUGGUGGAGCUGUUUGGGGAUGAUGCGCAGCUGGAGAAGCUGCGGGAUGGCGCCAGGAGGGAGAGUACGCGCCGCUGGGAUGGGGAGUGGAAUCCGGUGGCUGGGAGGUUGUUGGGGUUGUAUUAGUGGUUUUGUGUUAGCAGACUACAU